UAUGAAAUUAUAUAACUACAAUUCAUCAUGUGUUCUUCUACAAAGGUCAGUUUCUUCAACGAUCCGGUGUUACACUCGACGAGCUUUGGAGACCGCCUACAAACCGGCCUUGGUCGAAGUUAACAAUCGAAACGUUGGAAACCGAUUUCGGAAAGACAAAUUGCAGCAAGGUAAUGAAAAUCGGUUCAGCCUCCUUCUGCCACCCCCAAACAUUACGGGUGAUUUGCAUCUGGGGCAUGCACUAACUUGCGCUAUCCAGGACGUCCUGAUACGAUGGAAGGAGAAGCAGGGCCUGUCGUGCUUGUGGCUGCCAGGUAUGGAUCAUGCAGGCAUCGCAACACAGGUUGUGGUUGAAAAGAAUCUGCAAAAGCAGACGAAGCUAAGCAGACAUGACAUGGGUAAGGAGAAAUUUCUAAGUGAGGUUUGGAAUUGGAAGAAAGAAAAGGCAACCAAUAUAAGGCGAGAUCUUAAUAAUUUGGGAAGCCGUCUAAAUUGGGAACAUGAAUAUUUUACAAUGGAUAAACGCCAGUCGAAAGCUGUAAAAGAAGCUUUUGUUCAAUUAUUUGACGCGAAUUUAAUCUAUCGCGAUAAAGCUUUAGUAAAUUGGUCCUGCGCUUUGGAGUCUGCUAUUUCUGAUAUAGAGGUUGAUAACAUAGAAAUCAAUGGACCGACUGCGAUACAAGUGCCUGGUUACCAAGAGAAGAUCAUAUUCGGCGAAAUGGUUGAUGUGGCAUACAAAGUGAGCGGUACACAGGAGGAGAUAUUGGUUUCAACGACUAGACCGGAAACACUGCUUGGAGAUGUGGCCGUGGCUGUUAAUCCAGCCGAUGCCCGGUAUGAUCAGUUUAAAGGAAGGACCACUAUGCUCUGGCAUCCAGUGCGACUGUGUGAAAUCCCAUUGAUCUUCGACGAAAGCGUUGACCCCGAGUUUGGUACUGGUGCGGUAAAAAUUACUCCUGCCCAUGAUCGAUACGAUUACGAUGUCGCAUUAAAACACCAGUUGCCAGUUGUAAAUGUCAUAACAAGUAAAGGAAUUAUCGAAAAAGAAUUCGGUCCAUUUUCGGACCUUCCUAGGUAUAAAGCGCGAUCAAAAAUGUUAGAUUUUCUUGCGAAUCAAUCUUUGUUAAGAGGAACCAGACCUCAUUGUAUGGUGCUACCAGUUUGUUCUAGAUCAAAGGACGUAAUUGAAUUUUUAUUAAGGCCUCAAUGGUUUGUUCGUUGCCAGAACAUGGCUCGAAAGGCUAGUCAGGCGGUUGAAACCGGCGAAUUACGUAUAACUCCGAAGGUUUUCGAAAAGGAAUGGUUUCGAUGGCUUGAAAAUUGCCACGAUUGGUGCAUUUCCAGGCAGUUAUGGUGGGGUCAUCAGAUACCAGCCUACAAAGUACAAAGCGGCCAAAACUCAUCUUGGAUUGCAGCUAGAUCCUUGCAAGAAGCUCAAUCGAAGGCCGAAACUAUGUAUGAUUCCAAGGAUUGCAAAGUUACACAAGAUUCAGACGUAUUAGACACGUGGUUCUCUUCGUCACUGCUACCUUUUUCGUCAGUCGGGUGGCCUGAUAAUACAACCGAGCUGCAGAAUUUCUACCCGUUGAAUCUAAUGGAAACCGGCCAUGAUAUACUAUUCUUUUGGGUGGCACGUAUGGUCAUGCUGGGUCAACAACUGACAGGUCAGUUGCCAUUCAACAAUAUACUAUUGCACGGUAUAAUAUGUGAUGAAUUCGGACGAAAGAUGUCUAAAAGUUUAGGAAAUGUGAUUAAACCAGAACAUGUUAUAAAGGGGGUCACAUUGGAGCAGCUCAAUAAAGAAGCAGAAACAUCACACCAACAGGGGAUCCUAUCUGCGGAAGAAUUUAAAAAGUCUGUAACUGGUCAACGUAAAAUGCUUCCCAAUGGAAUUCCAGAGUGCGGAACAGACGCACUUCGCUUUACCAUGUGCUCAGCCAAUGUUAAAAAUCAUUUCAUUAAUUUUAACGUUCAAGAAUGCUACACAAAUAAACUUUUCUUCAAUAAGAUUUGGCAAGCUACUCGCUAUAGUUUGAACUGCACCGAACGUUUCGCUCCUCUAGAUAAUUAUCAUCUAAGUAAGGAUAAACUAACAGAAAUCGAUAGAUGGAUUUUAAGUCGAUUGAGUACUACUAUUGCUGUAACCCAAAGAGCAUUUGAUGAUUUCAAUUUCCAUUUAGCUACAGCCUCUUGGAAAACAUUUUUCUACAAUAAUUUUUGUGACGUCUACUUGGAGACCACAAAAGUACACAUGUCUUCCGAACAAGCUUCUAUUGCUGCGAACCACUGUUUAGUGCUUCAACACUGCUUGGUAGUCGGUUUGCAUCACUUGGAAGUGUUUACUCCAUUUCUAGCAGACGAGCUACUAACACAUCUCCCCGCAUUCCAAGAUCUCCAGUUCAACCCAAAUGAAUGGACUGAUCAAGAAUUAGAGUCGAAAAUUGCGCAACUCCUGGGAAUUUGCCAAAGUAUUCGUCAGACUAAAAGCGAAUUUAAUCCACCGAUUGCCCGGAAACAUAACCCCGUACUACACCUUCUUUCAAAAACCGGAAGCUUGAGUAAUCUAAUUCAGUCACACAUAAAGAAUAUCGAGCAGCUAACGCAAUGCAGUGCGGUAAUGCUCCAUACGAAUGAAGACACUUUUUCUAAGGUGUCUUUUACAACUCAAUCCUCCGCUAGCCAUGAAUGUUACUUCGGUAUUGAAACCGAUUUGCGAGCAUCAAAGCAAGUGUCAAGUAAAAGUAAAAAAAUCUUGAAACUAGAAUCCGAGCUAGAUAAAUUACUCGGUAUUGUGGCCAAUGAGGGCUACCAGAGAUCUGCAAAUGAACUAGUCAAGCGGACACAUUUGGAAAAGAUUGAUCAACUAAAACUACAGAUAAAAGAAAUGCGACAUUUGUGAUCUAAUCGUCUUACCUCGUCU
Sabethes cyaneus is the source of this 2920-nucleotide messenger RNA. It is a transcript of the gene ValRS-m, whose product is annotated as valine--tRNA ligase. The transcript has 4 exons. Bases 2 to 2899 code for a protein of 965 amino acids. Gene Ontology annotation, biological process: valyl-tRNA aminoacylation. Gene Ontology annotation, cellular component: cytosol. The record is from RefSeq and is a predicted model, not a curated record. Gene Ontology annotation, molecular function: valine-tRNA ligase activity; aminoacyl-tRNA deacylase activity; ATP binding. Lineage: Eukaryota; Metazoa; Arthropoda; Insecta; Diptera; Culicidae.